GCGGCGGCGGCAGGAGGCAGGAAGGCGGCGGAGCCGGCCAGGCCGGGCGAGAGGCUCCCAUGGCGGCAGCGAGAGGCGGCAUCGGCGGCCGGAGACCCACCUCGCGCCCACUCCCAGCGGCUUCCCCCGCCGCCGCCGCCCCGAGCUACGCUGCUUCAUGCAACUUCUUUAGACUCCCAGAAAUCUCCACUUGUGACAUGGAUAUAGUGAACUACUACAUUUUCUGAUCAAUUCAGUCCCUUGCUCUGAACUCUUCAGCAGUUUCAUUUUUGAACAGCAAACGGAGAAGCUGCUGCUCCAGCUGCGUGUGUGUGUGUUGUAGAAAGGAUGGUGUUUCUCUAGCUGCCACGCACAAAACAACACAUUUGACCAUGAGGACUCUUCGCAGGUUGAAGUUCAUGAGUUCGCCCAGCCUCAGUGACCUGGGCAAGAGAGAGCCGGCAUCCUUGGAUGAGCGGGGGACCCAGCAGCGACGGGCCUGCUCCAACGCCACCUGGAACAGUAUCCAUAAUGGAGUCAUAGCUGUGUUCCAGCGAAAAGGUCUUGCAGAACACGAGCUCUACAAUCUGAAUGAAGGAGUCAGGCAACUACUGAAAACUGAGUUGGGAUCAUUUUUUACUGAAUAUUUACAGAACCAGCUGCUUACAAAAGGCAUGGUGAUCCUGAGGGACAAGAUCCGGUUUUAUGAAGGACAGAAACUUCUGGAUACCUUGGCUGAAACGUGGGAUUUCUUUUUCAGUGAUGUUCUGCCCAUGCUUCAGGCUAUAUUCUAUCCUGUGCAGGGAAAGGAGCCCUCUGUCCGACAACUGUCUCUGCUGCACUUCAGGAAUAUUAUAACUCUCAAUAUUAAAUUGGAAGAUGCCUUGUCCCGUUCCCGAGCGAGGGUUCCUCCUUCCAUUAUUCAGAUGUUACUUAUCCUACAGGGUGUUCAUGAAUCAAAAGGGGUGACUGAAGACUAUUUGAAACUGGAAAACCUGUUGCAGAAGGUUGUUUCUCCUUACUUGGGCACCUAUGGCUUGUAUUCCAGCGAUGGGCCUAUCCCACACUCAUCCUGCAUUUUAGAAAAACGUUUCUUCCGGCGAUCCAAAUCGGGGGACAUCCUGACCAAGAACCCUGUGGUGAGAUCCAAAAGUUACAACAAUCCUUUGCUGACUCCAGUAGCUGAGUACGAAACGGAGGGCGUGGCCCCCAAUGGCACUGGCAUCCGAAGGCACUCGGUUUCCGAAAUGACUUCCUGCACAGAGAUGCAGGGCUACUCCAACCUCACAACCAUCACAGACAAUGGUUCCAAGACCUCCAUGAUCACCAUGAAGAAUUCGCAGUCAGGAGAGUCAGAGAGGCUUUCUGCCAGCUCAGCGCAGUGCCCCAGCAACCUCAAUGCACCUGAGCAACAGAAGGGAUUCUUUUACGCAAGAGAUGACCAAAAGAGAGCAUUUGAGCUGGCCAGGGACUCGGACUUGAUUGCCAUAGCCCCUACAGCCAGCCCUGAAAAUAUAGUGGACCAAAUUUUGGAGUCUAUUGAGUCAGAUUCUGAUGGGAUUUUCAUUGAUUUCAGCCAGAGCUGCUCAAGUUCAUCAGGGUACAAUGUGGAUGUGAGCAGGCAGAGCCUUGUCUGAAGCACUCUUGAUAAGAAUCCUAGUUUGUGCUUAGGAACACAGGAUAACUGAAGGGUGCGAGGGGGUCAUAUGAAAUUCUUGAGCAGCUAGAAAUUCAGAUAAAGAGAAUGCCCCUCAGACCAGAAUGACAUAGGAGGGACACGUGGGGGGGGGGGAGAUGGAUCAUCGUGGUUUAGAUAAUGGUAAUACCACUGAACCUCAGUUGUGGGAAAGUGUCUCUGUCUAUUCCGCAGACUUCAGUGGAGCUUGGGCAGGUUGCACCAGCUGCCGGUCAAACCCGUGAAAGCAACACCAUUCCGUCAGAGGCCAGCCUGGGGCAAAGGUGCUACAUGGGGGGCAGGCAAGGGAGCACGAACCUGGGGUCUCCAGUCUGCCUCUGCCCUGUUAUACUGCUGCUGCCCUGGAUCAAGACACCAGAGGAAAACCUACAGUGAAGGACCUGGUGGAAUAGUGGGCUGGGUAGCUGUGUCCAUGUGCUAUAGUGCACACAAAACUAGUAUUCUCUCAUUCUCUGGACUGGACUUGUGGCACACUUUCCUUAAAGGAAUCCUGCCCCCUUCCCAUUCUUCCACCACUUCGGCCUGGCGUGUGUACAUUGCCUCCCUGCCAUCCAAAGCCCCUUCCGCAUGGUUGUGUUCCACAGUGCAGCAAUAGCAUCAGUAAAAAGUAAAAGAUUGCAGGUGCGAUUACUGGUCUGGAAAGUAAUUAUGCCAUUCCUCUAGCCUAUGUGAUUCCUAUUGAUGGAGGUUAUCAAUGUGGUUUGGGGUCUAAGUAGAUGGAAGUGGUCCUUGCAACAAACGGGAAGCAUAUGAAUUGGGCUGGAGGAUUUGAGUGCAUGAGAAUCUCCACGUUUUCCAAUUUUAUGCUUUCACAUAAAGCUGUAGGAAGAAGUUUCAGAAGAAACAGGGUAUUUGAGGUGUGGGAGAAUUCCAUGCCAGCAUUGCAAAGGGGAGAAGACGCAUCCUCGGUGGCUGCCCCGUCUGUGGCGCAAACAAGCAGCAAAGCAGUGUGGACCAAACACCGUGAAUCUGAUGCCCUGGAAAAGCAAACCCGGGGCAGGUUUAUGGGCUCAUGUGCACCACUUGGCUUAUUGCUGGAUUACUCACACCUCAUAGUGCCUAGCUGACAACCCUUUGGAAACCUGUGCCAAAUUAGUGACAAUUAACUUAAGCCUCAUUCGUUUUAAUUGGAUUGGGGCCAUUAAAUCUGAAGUAAAGUGA
Podarcis muralis (Common wall lizard) is the source of this 2836-nucleotide messenger RNA. RefSeq names its product proline-rich protein 5. Gene Ontology annotation, cellular component: TORC2 complex; cytoplasm. Gene Ontology annotation, molecular function: GTPase activator activity. Lineage: Eukaryota; Metazoa; Chordata; Lepidosauria; Squamata; Lacertidae. The record is from RefSeq and is a predicted model, not a curated record. Gene Ontology annotation, biological process: negative regulation of endocytic recycling; TORC2 signaling; small GTPase-mediated signal transduction.